GGCCUACAACAAUCCCGACAAAGCGUACUCCACAAAUAAUGAGUGGGAUGCUCUUCAAAAGACAAUCUAUCAGAGCCGUCAUUCCUGUCUUGUUUCGACAGAGUUACUCCCUUCAAGCUGACAACAAAAUUUCCAUUCUUGCACGAAAAAAAGAUAAUCCGAAUAACAUAAUGUCAAAAUACUCAGGGGGUCUCAUCCCCUCCGGAAACGACAUAAACCUCCAACUCGGCUGGCCCUCACCAUCCCUCUUCCCAUCAUCCCUCAUCAACACCUCCACCACCACCAUCCUCAGCGACUUCGCCACCGCCAGCUCCUCUCUCAUAUACGGACCCUCCCUCGGCGGAGCAGCAUUCAGAACCGCUUUAUCCUCAUGGCUCAGCAACCACUAUUAUCGAAAGCCCGACAUGAUUGCAUCCACGCGCGUCUGCGUCACGAGCGGCGGCUCAGCUGCACUCGGAGCUGUUCUGUCGCGCUUCACGGAUCCCGAUUUCACACAAUACAUCUGGAUGGUUGAGCCGACGUAUUUUCUCGCUUGCCCGAUCUUUCAGGAUGCCGGAUUCACGGGAAGAUUAAAAGGUGUGCCUGAAGAUGAGGAGGGGGUCGAUUUGGAGUUCUUGCGUGCUGGGUUAGAGAGAGCUAGAUCUGAGGAUACGAAGGCAAUUCCGAAGAAGUGUCCAGAGACCGGAUAUCCGAAGAUUUAUAAACACGUCAUCUAUUGCGUGCCGACGUUCUCGAAUCCAAGCGGCAAGACGAUGAGUCUCUCUCAUCGAGAGAAGCUCGUGCGACUGGCUCGUGAGUUUGAUGCUUUGGUAGUGUCAGAUGAUGUUUACGACUUUUUACGCUGGCCUGAAGAUCAAUCGAUUGAUCUAGCAACAGACCUUGGUCCACUGCCUCCUCGCUUGGUUGACAUCGACAGAGCGUUGGAAGGAACGAAUCUCUUUGGGAAUACCGUCAGCAACGGCUCAUUCUCCAAGAUCGUCGCUCCAGGCACGAGAGUAGGUUGGGCUGAAGGAACAGAGGACUUUGUCGCAGCAAUGGCUAAAGUAGGCGUCACGUCUUCGGGAGGUUGUCCAAGUCAUUUGAUGUCUUGCUUCAUGGGCGAUAUGAUAUCAACAGGAGCACUUGACAAACACAUCAACGAAACGCUCAUCCCAACAUAUUCAUCGCGAUACCACGCCAUGAUGUCAGCAAUCCAAACCUCGCUGAUCCCACUCGGGGUAAAAAUCACUGUUGGAAAGCCAUUCAGGAGUGGCGGUCCUGAGAUCCAGUUCGCGGGUGGAUUCUUCACUAGCUUAAGCAUUCCAGAACACCUUCCACCAACAUCCGUACUAGCGGCUUUAGCACUAGAAAAGAAAGGCUUGAGAUUCGCGUACGGGCAGAUGUUUGAAGUGGUGGGCGACAGUGGUAGUCACGAGCGUGCAAAUUCACAAGGUGGUUUUGGUCACAGCUUGAGAUUGUGCUGGGCGUGGCAUGAGGAGGAUAAUAUUCGGGAUGGAGUGGAGAGAUUGGCUGAGGCGUUGAAGGAGCUUAUGGAGACAUCGAACGGCGUCCAAGCCGAUUGAUUUCGAGUCAAGGUCACAUGCAACCCAGUGUUUUCGGACGAGCUAAAUCUGUCGAUUGUUAGCAUCGGACAAGAUGCCGAUAGUGCAUCACAUCGGCAUCUGGGCAUCUGCUAUGGGUACAGCCGCCGAAAGUGGGAACAUCGCAUAUAUUUCUUGGCAAAUAGCGGACUUUGUCUGUCAUGUCCGAUUUUUGCCCAUCUUUUUCGCUUAAUUAGGGGGCCUUUUAGCGAUAACCAUAUCAAAGACUUGACGGGCUUGAGGAAUAUUCAUUUCAGAUGUGUAUAUUAAAGAUGAACACAGGGAUGGUAAAUGGUAUAAUUAGUUUUUAGGUUGCAAGCCUUCUAAAGGGAGAAUAUUGUAC
Messenger RNA from Mollisia scopiformis, 1923 nucleotides. Its product is annotated as PLP-dependent transferase. The record is from RefSeq and is a predicted model, not a curated record. Lineage: Eukaryota; Fungi; Ascomycota; Leotiomycetes; Helotiales; Mollisiaceae. Gene Ontology annotation, biological process: biosynthetic process. Gene Ontology annotation, molecular function: pyridoxal phosphate binding; L-2-aminoadipate:2-oxoglutarate transaminase activity. Bases 39 to 1562 code for a protein of 507 amino acids. The transcript is spliced from 2 exons.